Trichomonas vaginalis G3 is the source of this 576-nucleotide messenger RNA. Its product is annotated as organellar and viral DNA polymerase type B. Bases 1 to 576 code for a protein of 191 amino acids. The record is from RefSeq and is a predicted model, not a curated record. NCBI's taxonomy places the organism in Eukaryota, Parabasalia, Trichomonadida, Trichomonadidae. The transcript has a single exon.
AUGUCGAAGAGAAUAAUGAAUGAAGUGUUUUGCACGAUUGAAGACAUGGGUCUUCAAAUAUUUUACCAGGACUGUGAUAGCAUGCAUAUUUUCAAUGAAGACAUACCACGUUUAGCUCAAGAAUUUAAGAAGAGAUACGGUAGAGAACUUAUUGGUAAAACAUUAGGUCAAUUUCAUUCUGACUUUGCAGAAAUCACAAAAGAUAAACAAAGUUUAGCAUACAAGUCAAUAUUUUGUGGAAAGAAGACUUACAUAGACUUACUCACGAAUGAUUUAAAUGAAGUUGCAUUCCAUGCACGUUGUAAAGGUGUAAAACAAGACGUUCUUGCUUUAACAGCUAAUGAAAUGUUUCCUGAAGCUAUACAAUGCUAUUACAAUGAAGAUAAGAACAUUCACAUACCUGUUGGAACAUAUGACAAAGACUCUGAGUUCAGUUUAAUGAAACUUUACAAAGCACUUCAUGAUGGUCAAGAGAUUGGAUUUGACUUAUGUAAGUCUUCUAGUCCUUGCUUUGCUGAAAAGUUUAACUUUUCUAUUCAGACUAAGACUUCAUUCAUAAGAAAGCUUAAGUUCUGA